Lacerta agilis (Sand lizard) is the source of this 1300-nucleotide messenger RNA. It is a transcript of the gene FRRS1L, whose product is annotated as ferric chelate reductase 1 like. Lineage: Eukaryota; Metazoa; Chordata; Lepidosauria; Squamata; Lacertidae. Gene Ontology annotation, biological process: regulation of glutamate receptor signaling pathway. The transcript is spliced from 6 exons. The record is from RefSeq and is a predicted model, not a curated record. Bases 1 to 1101 code for a protein of 366 amino acids.
AUGUUGGCUAUGUUCUACCUUGACAGAGGAAGCAUUGCUUCUGAGUACCAGUUUCUGGAAACCACAGGAAGGGAGAGUACUGUUGCGCUCAGGUUCCGGGGACUAAGCCCCUCCAGCCCGGAGAGCAGCGGGAGCGGAGGCGGCGGAGGCGCCGGCGCACAGAAGACGAAGGAGAAGAAGGCCGGUUCCAGUCAGGGUGCCGCCGCCGCCGCCGCCGCCGCCAUGGCCGCGCGUUCUGCUGCCUUGCUGUGGCUGGUGCUGCUGGCCGGGCCCGCCCCGUCCUCUUCGUCGUGGGGCAGCCCGGCGGCCGGGGGCGGCGGCGCGGGAUCCACCGGCGGCCGCGGGAGGGACGCCGACCCCGGCGGGGCCCAGCCGGGCGAGCAGCGGCAGCGCCACGACUCCUCGUACGGCACCUUCGCCAGCGAGUUCUACGACAUGCGCUUCCUCUCCGACGAGGGUUAUCCUUUUCCUACUGCUCCUCCAGUGGAUCCAUUUGCAAAAAUUAAAGUGGAUGACUGUGGGAAAACAAAAGGAUGCUUUAGGUACGGUAAACCAGGAUGUAAUGCAGAGACUUGUGACUACUUUCUCAGUUAUCGCAGAAUAGGAGCUGACAUAGAGUUUGAACUGAGUGCUGAGACAGAUGGUUGGGUAGCUGUGGGAUUUUCCUCUGAUAAGAAAAUGGGUGGAGAUGAUGUCAUGGCCUGUGUUCACGAUGACAAUGGAAGAGUCAGAAUACAUCACUUCUACAACGUUGGACAGUGGGCAAAAGAGAUCCCAAGAAAUCCUGCUAGAGACGAAGAAGGUCUUUUUGAAAACAACCGUGUAACAUGUCGAUUCAAGCGUCCUGUGAAGGUUCCCAGAGAUGAAACUAUUGUAGAUCUUCAUCUGAGCUGGUAUUAUUUAUUUGCUUGGGGCCCAGCAAUUCAGGGUUCUAUAACUAGGCAUGACAUAGAUUCUCCACCUGUCUCGGAGCGUGUGGUCAGUAUUUACAAGUAUGAAGAUAUUUUUAUGCCGUCAGCUGCCUAUCAGACCUUCUCUUCUCCAUUCUGCUUGUUGCUUAUUGUUGCAUUGACAUUCUAUUUAUUGAUGGGAACCCCAUGACGACUGCAAACAGAGACCAUUUGUUAGUGAGCAUUGCUCAGGACAGGAGCUUUUUCUAUUGGAAAUGGUAUCACUGGACACUUAGUUAUUCAUUGGCAGCUUGAACUCCUCUGUUACCUGAGCCAUAGGUGUGUGCCAAACAAUCAUUGAUAUUUGAGAAUAAUCAAGGAACAAUUGUAAUUGGCUGAACAUUUUUAGU